Molecule: messenger RNA, 1800 nt
Organism: Budorcas taxicolor (takin)
Lineage: Eukaryota; Metazoa; Chordata; Mammalia; Artiodactyla; Bovidae
Gene: PNLDC1
Product: PARN like ribonuclease domain containing exonuclease 1
Exons: 19
Coding region: 1-1800 (599 amino acids)
Biological process (GO): nuclear-transcribed mRNA poly(A) tail shortening
Cellular component (GO): endoplasmic reticulum; cytoplasm
Molecular function (GO): RNA binding; poly(A)-specific ribonuclease activity
Source: RefSeq, a predicted model, not a curated record
AUGAAACACCUGUGGGCAGACAGGUGGCCGCGCCGCCCGCUGCGCAUCCGGGGCUGGUGGGCGCGCGCGGGGGCUGUGCGUUUCUUCACUCCCGCACCCGCUCUCCGAGAGCCCUUUAAGGCGCCGGCGCGGCGCUUGCGUGUAAUAGCGAAGCGACACGUGGCCGCACUCACUGGGCGCCCUCCCCCGAGCUGCUGCGUGGCCAUGGACAUAGGCGCCGACGAGUUUGAGCAGAGCCUCCCUCUGCUGCAGGAGCUCGUCCUGGGCGCGGACUUCGUGGGUCUGGACAUAGAAUUCACCGGCCUUCGUUCUAACCUUUCUGGGCCCCAGCAGAUCAGUCUGUUUGACUUGCCAUCAGAGUGGUACCUAAAGACCCGUCAGAGUAUUCAGCAAUUCACCAUCUGUCAGAUCGGAUUGUCUGUGUUCUCCAGUAUUGAAGGCGAGUUGAACAAGUAUGUAGCUCAUUCUUGUAACUUCUUCCUCUUCCCUACAACAUUUGGGGUUUUGGACUCAGAGUUCUCUUUCCAGGCUUCCAGUGUUCAGUUUUUGAAUCAGUAUGGCUUCGACUAUAACAAGUUUCUCAAAAAUGGAAUCCCCUAUAUGAACGAAGAACAGGAGAAGAAAAUUAAGCACAACAUCCUGACUGGGAACUGGAAAGUUCGCAGCUCUCUGGACAAAGACCAGAUCAAGGUGGUGAUUGACGAGGUGACACGCUGGCUGGAACUGGCGGAGGAAGGGGACUGGAUGACCCUCCCUGGUAUCGCUGGCUUCCAGGCCUUCGAGGUCCAGCUCGUCCUGAGGAAGGCCCUCCCUGAGAUCUGGACGGUGCUGAGAGACCAAGGGGUGAUUGUGAAGAAGGUGAGUACGCAGCACCGCUGGUAUCUGGAGAACACCUCCUGUGACCGAGAGAGCUGCUGGAAGGAGAAGAUCCUUCUCUCUGCGAGGGGCUUUUCUGUGUUUUUCCAGAUGCUGGUGAAAGCCCGGAAGCCCUUAGUGGGACAUAACAUGAUGAUGGACCUGCUGCAUCUCCACGAGAAGUUCUUCAGGCCUCUCCCAGAAAGCUACGAUGAAUUUAAGCUGAAUAUCCACAACCUAUUUCCUGUUCUCAUUGACACCAAGAAUGUGACAAAGGAUAUCUGGAAGGAACUCAAUUUCCCAAGGGUUUCAAAUCUCUCAGAAGUUUAUGAAGUCCUGAACAGUGACUUGAACCCCACCAAGAACUCCGGGCCGGUGAUCAUUCAUGCCAGCAGGUGUGAGAAGUACGUGGAGACCAAGUACCCCCACGAAGCAGCGUACGACGCCUUCCUGUGCGGGUCAGUUCUGUUGAAAGUGGCGCACCUGCUCCUGUGGAAGGUACACAGCGCUGUUCCCAUCCCCGAGCCCAGCUUCCCGCUCUACCUGGAUGUCCUGGCGCCCUAUGUGAACCAGGUGAAUCUUAUCCGAGCCGGGGUCCCCAAAAUCAACUUUGCGGGCCCAGACUCCCCUAGCAUCCGCCCCCCCAUCCUCAUCCUCACCGUCAGGAAGUGGCCGGGGGUCAGCGAGCAGCAGGUCUACCGCGAGUUUCAGAACUUCUGCAAAUUCGACGUCAGGAGGCUCACGCGGAGCCAGUUCUUGCUCAUGACCAAUAAGUUCAAGGACACUCGGAGCAUCCUGAAGGAGUACAAGUGCCACCCGACACUGCGGAUCUCCCUGUACCGCUACUGGAGACACUCCCCGAACGUCAACUGCCUGCUACAAGUCUGCGGCGUCAUUACCACCUGGGCCUUCAUCGCGUUUCUCCUGGGAGGAGCUGGCCCCUGA